AUGAACUGCGAGUCAUCCUAUAAUAAGCAAUUGCAAAAUGUAUGGUGUAGAGUGAAUUUACUCUUGAUUAUGAAAUCGAACGCAAAACAAUCAGGAGGAAAUUUAUACCCUAGGUACUUGGCUGACUAUGAGGCCCUCGUAGAUCGACUUGUCGAGCUGCACACCUUCGCCAGUUUGCCUUCUGUGCUUUUGAUAGACGACUUCGACGCCUAUACCACCAACUAUAAAGAAAGUGCGGUGUCGCAAGAUAUACACCUCGCCAGAACGUGUUCAUUGAUUCUCGACACGAUGAAUUCUUGCGCGCGAAUCCUGAAGACCGACGUAUAUGUAUGCGCCUGGUCCUUUUCCGCAAUGAAAGAUAUUUGCCCAUACACGAUAUACUUUAUCAACAUUUGGAAUGUGACGGACGAUGAGGAAAGUAAAACGAUACUAUUACAAAAAUACACGCAAACUGUUCCUACCGAACAGUGUCCAAUCUAUAGAUACUGUAAACUUGAAGAUGGAACGAGGGUGUUAAAACAAAUUUUAUCUUAUUUAUUAACGCGGAAUAUUCUAUUGAAUAGAAGUUGACUAUAAACUGAGGAGUUGUUGACACGUUUGAGGAGCUGAUUUGAUCUGAAUUGAUUUCAAACCCGAUCGUUUAUUAAUUAUUGAAAUUAUUGAAAAACAGAGCUAUUUUUUUAUUACAGCAGCAAGGAACCGAAAGAUUCCUUGCAGGAUUAAUCAAUUACAGAUUACAACAAAAGCAAUAUAUACAUAUCUGCAUGAACAGAGAGAGAGAGAGAGA
Heterotrigona itama is the source of this 787-nucleotide messenger RNA. The record is from the annotation of a GenBank genome assembly. NCBI's taxonomy places the organism in Eukaryota, Metazoa, Arthropoda, Insecta, Hymenoptera, Apidae.